GAAAAAGAAAAUAAGAAUAGAAAAGAAAAAGUGGAAAAUAAACGGAAAAACCGAGUGUAACGGUUUCCAUUUCCUUUUUUUUUCUGGCCAUGUCGAGUUGAGGUUCUCUUUCGAGAUAAAAGUGCGCAAGAGUGAGACACCGAUCUCGAUGUCUCCGCAAUUAGAUAAUGCUUAAGCUACCAAAGGGUCUAAAAAAGAAAAAGAAGAAGUCGAAAAAGGAUCAGGAGCUCUUCACCGAGGAGGAGCUCGAGCAGUAUAAGCGCGAUCUUAAGGCCAAACAGGAGGCGGCGGCCAUCAAAUCGGACGCCGGUGAAUCCGACGGUGCGGCAUCAGACGUUGAUUGCUCCACAUCCGGUACAUCUCAGCACCAUCACCAACACCAGCCUGUAGCGUCGACAUCCGGUUCCGGUUCCGGUUCUGGUUCCGCAACAGGAACAGGAGCAGGACCUGAACAAGCCACCGGCGCGGAUCAAGCGGAUACUUCCGGUGCCAACGACGAGGAAUGGGCCAAAUUUAAGGCUCUCACCUCCGGUGUCGAUAGCAUCCUUCACAAGACCCAGGACGAGCUAGAUCGGAUCAAGAAGGAGUCCUUCUAUCAGCGUCUACCCUCCGCCGCCGAGAAGAAGAAACAGGAGGAGGAGGAGGCCGCCCGCCUCGAGGCUGAGCGACUCGAGAAGGAGCGACAGCGUCUGGCCCAGAUCGAGGCGCAGCGCGAUAAGUUAGCCGAGGCGGUUGUCCAGCUAUCCGAGUCCGAGGACGAGGCCGGUGACGACGACGAGGUCGAUGAUAUCUUCGCCACCGACUACAUCGAGGCGAUAACCAGUGGUGAACUCCAGUUAGCCGUAGUACCCGAUUCGCCCAUCCUCCAGCCGGACGACGGGCCGGAUCCCUUUGAUACCGCCUACGCCGAGAAGGUCAUAGUCGGCGCCGACCGGGCCAAGGGCAACAAGAAGCUAGUCAGCCUUGGUGCAGCCGUAGAGGUCCUUUCCGGUCGCGUAGAUCGGGAUCACGCCGUCGCCUUAGCGAAUCCGAAGCGAAAACUCCGUAAGGGCAUCCAGAAUCUACUCCUCAGCGAGAGUGUCGAGUUAGCCGAUCCGGACGCGGAUCUCCUUGUUGCCACCGAGCCGCAGCACAAUCUCCUCGACGAUCUUGACGAGGAAUUGCCGGAAUCGGCGGCACCCAUCGAUCUCAGUGUCUCCCUGCACUUGCAUCUCCUACCGAAGCCCAAGGAGCAGGACGACGGAGCUGAGCAGGACGGGGGUGAGGAGGAGGAGCUGGGACUAGGACCCAUACCCGAUCUAUCCGAGUUCGAUGCCCUCAAGGACGAGGAGGACGACGAGUUUGCCGAAUUAGCUGCCGAGUCUCUGACCAAAAGGGAGGAGGUGACCAUCGUAAGUCAGGUGAUCCUGCCGCCGGCGGAGUUGCCCACAGAAGCCUUUGCCGAAGCCAGUUGGGCGGAGUUCGAGCCGGAACCGGAACCGGAAACAGGAAAACCCAAGCGUCCACCACCGCCAGUUCGUCCUGCCACAGGACCUCACAUUGUACCCGGUGCCAUCUACGUCUCCGACGACGAGGAGGAGAACCCCGACGACGAUCCCUUCAACACCAACUACGCCGAGCAGGUGAUCAAGAAGACCACCGUACUCGAGGAGGACGACGACUUUGAUCCCCGUGCCGACGAGGACGCAUCCUUCGGUACAGGAGCAUCGCUAGCGGCGCCAGCGAGAGAUCUUCUGGCUGGUAGUGCCACCGAUCUCACUAAGGUGGUGCCCGCCCCCUUGGCGCCCACUUUGAGCGUCGACCAGGAGCCGGAGGACUUUGAUCCUUUUGAUACAUCGGCGGUAACGGCUUUGGUGCAGCCCAAGGCCACGGAACUGCGAUUCCUGGAGCGGGAACUGUUGAACGAGUCCGGCGGUGGUCUGAAGCACUCGCUCAGCGAUCCGGAUUUCGAUCCCCGGGCCGACGACCAGGACAACGCCCCUCCUCCAGUUGCUGCCACUGAACCCGCGAAGGUUAAGGUCGAUCAGAUCCAACCGGAACCGGAAUUCGACGCCGCUCGCCGGAAGUCCUCGCUGAGUCUGAACAUCCAGGCCAAGAGUGUGGGAUUCCUGGUGCCAGCUCCGGAUCUACUCGGUGUGGGUAAUGAGGCCGGUGCCAACAAGAAGCCACUAACUCCGUACUACGCUCCAGUGAGUAAGUCGAUCGAAGAGAAGGACACCGAGGACGUUGAUCCUUUUGACACGUCGUACGUGCCGGAGGCGAAGCUCAGCGACAUCGAACUGAAGCACAUUGAAAACGAUCUCAUCAAGGAGUCGACGACCCUACGGCACAGUCUCUCCGAUCCGGAUUUCGAUCCCCGUGCCCCGCCCACUCCAGUGCCGGCGGAAGUGCUACUGGCCGUUGAGGAGAAUAUUGAUAUUAAGGUCCUGACCCCGGCCCAGGAGCGCAAGAAGCUAACGAACUCAGCCGGCGGUGGUGCUGGCGAUUCCGAGGAGGAUAUCGAUCCGUUCGAUACAUCGAUUGCCGCCAAUCUCCGGCCAGGAGAGACGGAACUGAAGCUGCUGGAGAACGAACUGCUGCCGGAAACCGCAAAGCCAACAGUCACCGACGUCCUCGACGUGCUGAGCGACGCCCAGGAGCUGGGACUGGGCGACAAGGUACUGACACCAUCGACGCACGCCAAGCCGGCAGUGCCCGCCCCGGAGAUCGAUCCGUUCGACACCUCCAUUGCGGAGAAUCUAGGACCAGGGGAGACGGAAAUCAAACUGCUCGAAAGUGAACUGAUCGAGCGCUAA
Messenger RNA from Drosophila ananassae, 2795 nucleotides. RefSeq names its product protein stoned-A. The transcript has 3 exons. Bases 168 to 2795 code for a protein of 875 amino acids. NCBI's taxonomy places the organism in Eukaryota, Metazoa, Arthropoda, Insecta, Diptera, Drosophilidae. The record is from RefSeq and is a predicted model, not a curated record.